AUGAGACUGUCCAAGCAGCUGGAGAAUCAAAGGGAAACAGAGGGACCAGAAGGAGCAAAUAUGUCUGUGGCUGCCGAUUUGAAGAAGGAGAUAGAGUAUACACAAGGAACCAUCAGUGAAGAGGGAGGAAUAAAAUUCAAGAUUUUUGGGAUCCCCACUCCUACCAGGUGUUGUACCCCCAGCACCAGGGUGGGUUGUGUACUCGGUAGCAACCUGUUGGCCAAGAACGGGUGUCACCAGUGGGUGUCGCUGGUGUCAGCCAGCCUUAAAAUAGGAAGUUGGCUACGUGCCAGACAGGUGCCAGUUUCCGUGGGCGGCCAGAGUGUUUGCUGGGCCCAUGUGUGUGUGCGUGUUUGGCCAAAGUUACGGGAGGCCUUGCUGUUUGCCAUUGGGCAAAUAAAGAUCUGUGUGGAGCUGUGUGUGUGGGGGUUGCGACGCACAGCAGGAGCAGGUGCGCUGGUGGUAACGGUGACUGGCCUUUGUGAACGCUUUCUCCCGGCCAUGAAUGACGAGGAGGAGAAGCAGGCCAUGGCGCAGCGCAUCAAAGAAUUGGAAAAUGAGCUGGCGGUGCUCCGUGCGGCCAGCCCGGACUCUGAAACUCCAUCCACUUCCACCGGAGGAACAAGUGGCGCAUCUGCUCUCCCAAUGAGGCAGGCUCCUGUCAUAUAUGUGCAGCAAGACCGAAAGCUGCCCUUGUUUUCGGGGAAACUUGAUGGCGCCAAUAAUCCAGUCUGCGACUCCUGGGCUGAGGAAAAUCUUGAAGUACUGCCAGAUGAUGGAGGCUAUGGCUGGUUCUCCAGAUCCGCAUCCAGUGAGAGUGCAGGACUUUCAGAGGCCCUUUGUUUUGGAGGUUGA
Messenger RNA from Knipowitschia caucasica, 855 nucleotides. NCBI's taxonomy places the organism in Eukaryota, Metazoa, Chordata, Actinopteri, Gobiiformes, Gobiidae. The record is from the annotation of a GenBank genome assembly.